This is a messenger RNA of Aspergillus versicolor CBS 583.65, 515 nucleotides long. RefSeq names its product actin-binding ADF family protein. The record is from RefSeq and is a predicted model, not a curated record. Gene Ontology annotation, molecular function: actin filament binding. Gene Ontology annotation, biological process: actin filament depolymerization; cell motility; actin filament severing. The transcript has 5 exons. The coding region runs from base 24 to 479 and encodes 151 amino acids. Gene Ontology annotation, cellular component: actin cortical patch; cytoplasm; actin cytoskeleton. Lineage: Eukaryota; Fungi; Ascomycota; Eurotiomycetes; Eurotiales; Aspergillaceae.
UGAUACCCUUCAUACCAACCAACAUGUCGAUGCCGUCUGGUGUUGAGGUGCCGACUGAGUGUAUCACCGCAUUCAAAGAGCUUCUGUAUAAAAAAGGAGGAAACAAACUUACCUUUGUGAUCUACAAAAUCUCCGACGACAACCGAUCAAUUAUCGUGGAGGAGAAGUCCUCCGAGAAGAGCUACGAAGAAUUCCGCCAAAAGGUCACUUCGUCUGUUGAGAAUGGACAGCCUGUGCCCCGUUAUGCAGUAUACGACGUGGAAUAUGACCUGAAGGACGACGGUCGGAGGGCAACGACGGUCUUUAUUAGUUGGGUGCCCGACGGAACAUCUACCAAGUUUCGGAUGUUAUAUGCUGCAACCAAGGAGCAGCUGCGAAGAGCACUCGAUGUCAAAGUGUCCAUUCAUGCAGACGAUCCAUCGGAUAUAGAAUGGAAGACGGUAUUACGAGAGGCGAGUGGUGGGCGAGCGCAAGUCUAGUUUCUAUUUCUUUUGUAUCAAUCUAUAUCAGCACUC